CGAUACACGUCCUCCCUUAAAUACUUUCACCCUCUUCUCCGCUCUCCCAAAUUAUUGUUUCAAAAAAGUUUCAAAAUUUUAUUCGGAAAUAAAAAUUAAUCUAUAAAAAAGUAACAGCUUUCACUUUCAUCUUUAAUAAAAUUUCGAUUUGUUGUGUGGUUUCAUUGUUCUAAAUUUUUGAGUUUUCCUCCUGUGCGAAAACUGGAUUUGUGAAUUAGUGCGGACAAAUUUGUGAUAUAGAAAGUAAAAUAGCGUAUUUUUCAGGGUUGUGAGGUGAAAUCAUAAGGUUGAGGUGGAAGAGAAAGUUGGAAGUGGUGAGUGAAAGAGAGAUUAUCUAGGAAUUCGUGCCGUGUAAAAAAAACUUACACAAAAUUGAUCUGGAGUCGUGUGAAGGAAUGAAGUCAAUUUCGAAGACGAUCACUGAAGCGUCUGACAAAGUGAAGGAAACCAUGAACACGGCCAUGAACAAGAGCUCCAACAUCGUCAGCGGUGGAGGACAGGUUAAGGACAUUGGUCAUCUCUACUACACGGACCUUGUCCCCUGGAAUCCAGAAGGUGGGAAAGAACUCCACGAGUUUUACCAGCGACUUUUGACCUACAUUUUGGAAUUUGUGGACAAGACGAACGACCGGAACGAGAAGAUUGUCGACUUUCACCACCCCGCGCAGCUCAUGGAAGUCAUGGACUUUUCAAUCCCAGACGAACCGCAGAAUCUCGAUCAGCUCCUCGUUGACUGCAAAGAUACCUUGAAAUAUCAGGUCAAGACGGGUCAUCCCUACUUUUUCAACCAGCUAUCCUGCGGCCUGGACACGAUUUCCUUGGCUGGAGAAUUCAUCACGGCGACGGCCAACACGAACAUGUUCACGUACGAGAUCGCUCCCGUUUUCAUCCUCAUGGAAAAUUUCAUUCUCAAAAAGAUGCGAGAAAUUGUCGGAUUUCAUGCCGGCGAUUCGAUCCUAGCGCCAGGUGGAUCAAUCUCCAACUUGUACGCCAUCAUUGUCGCGAGACACUGCAUGUUCCCGGACUACAAGAAGAACGGACUUCGCUCCCUUCCCAAAGGAUUGGUCAUGUUUGCUUCGGAACAUUGUCACUAUUCCAUCAAAAGUGCCGCAAUGGUGACCGGACUAGGAACGGAUAACUGUGUGUCGGUCCCGUGCGAUGAAAAGGGUAAAAUGAUCCCCUCCGAGUUGGAGAGGCUCAUCCUGGUCGCAAAAGAAGAAGGGAAGCAUCCCUACUUUGUCAACGCGACGGCAGGCACCACGGUUUUCGGAGCGUUCGACCCCAUCAAUGAUCUCGCUGAUAUUUGCGAUAAGCACGGACUCUGGUUGCAUAUUGAUGGCGCAUGGGGUGCAAGUCUUCUCCUCUCCAAGAAAUAUCGCCAAGGUCGAUUUGACGGGGUUGAGAGGGCACGAUCUAUAUCUUGGAAUCCGCACAAAUUGAUGACCACUUCGCUCCAGUGUUCCACCGUACAUUUCAGGGAACGCGGAAUCUUGGCCGGGUGCAACUCGAUGAAUGCGGAUUAUCUCUUCCAACAAGAUAAGCACUACGACGUGCGAUACGACACGGGCGACAAGGUCAUCCAGUGCGGACGACAUAACGACAUUUACAAACUGUGGUUGCAAUGGCGUGCUCAUGGCACCAACGGUCUCGAAAAAGCGAUCGACCACAUGAUGGGUAUCCAAGAAUACAUGGUGGAACGCCUCAAAUCCAUGCCGGACAAGUUCCACCUCGUCCUGGAAGACCCCGAAUGUACGAACGUUUGCUUCUGGUACAUUCCCGAACGUUUCCGCAGCAUCCCGCACUCCGUUCAGAAGGAGCAAAUGUUGGGCGAGGUGACCCCCACGAUCAAGCAGCGCAUGAUGAACGCUGGCACGCUAAUGAUCGCGUACCAACCGCAGGGCAAAAUUCCCAACUUUUUCAGAAACAUUAUUUCCAACCCGGCCGUGAAAAAGUAUGAUAUUGACUUCCUCAUCACGGAGAUUGAUCGAUUGGGACAUGAUCUCUAAAUAAUUUUUGCAAAAUUUUGAGGAGAAAAAUUUGCACAGGUUUUUGUUUAAAUUUGCGAUCCUGGCUCGAAAUCUGUUCUUCUGCCGAGAAUUACUUAAAAGAAUUUUGUUUUGGAGGAGAGGAUUGCAAUUUUGAAAUAGAUAAAUCAAUUGCAGGAAACUUUGCAGAAUUUUGGGGACAAAAAAAAUCUGAAAUUUUGCACUGUUUUUUUUAAAUUGCAAUCCUGGCUCGAAAUCUGUUCCGCCGACAAUUAAAAGGAUCCAGUUUUUGAGGCAGGGUUACAAUUUUACAUGAAAUAAAUCAAGAAACUUUGCAAAAUUUUGGGAAAAUAAAAACGAAAUUUUGCACUCUUUUAAAUUGCAAACCUGUUCUUCUGCCGACAAAAUCCCGUUUUUGAGGCAGGAUCGCAACAAUUUUUCGCACGGAUAACUUCUUAUCAAUUGUAUUUACUUAAUUGCCCCUAUUUUUAAGUUGGAAAAGUAUUUAAGGGAAGAUUAACUAACUACUAAUUAACUAAUUAAAUGCGAUUGGUGGAUAUGCAAAUGAUAUGUAAAUUAAAUAUAUACCAAAAGAUUAUGGAACGAGUAAUUAAGCGUGCUUAGGACGUACCUGCGAAAACUGCUGCAAACUGGUAGUGUGUAAACCAUUAAAGAAAACUAUUAUGUGUUCUAAAUAUUUAGAAAAUUGAAGAGAAAAAUUAUGACGACAGAAAUUUUAUGACAGAGUAUUUAAAAACCUGGGAAGGAAUUUUGAAAUUCAGAAAUAUUGUUUAGGAAAGUGUAGAAAAGGAUUGUGCUGGACAUAAAUUUAUGUAAAUUGCUGAGACGAAAAGUGAUGAACAGAAAGAAGAAGAAAAGUUGUGAUAAAUUGAGACAGGAAAUAAUCAUGAAAUGGGAAAAGUGAGAUAUUUAAUUAUGUAUCGUAAUUAUUUAAUUAUUUAUGUAAUUAGAGAAAUAAGAUAAGUUGGGGUUAUCUAAUUUGUGCAUACAUAUACGUUUCUUGAUCCUAUUGGAAUAUUUGCUCGAGAUACAUAUGCCGACUUAUCGAGAGUAUAAUGGUUGCGAUAAGGUGGAGAAACGGGGAGGAAAAAUAGGUCAAAAGUAAUGAUUCUGCAUAUAAAUUAUAUAAAAUUACGCAAAUUGCACGCUUUUUGCUAUCACCACGAAUUGCACAAAUUUUGCACUUGCUUUCACCACAAAUUGCACAAAUUUUGCUAUUUUGCUUUCACCACGAAUUGAAUAAAUUGCACAAAUUUUGCACUUGCUUUCACCGCGAAUUUCACAAAUUCUGCUAUUUUGCUUUCACCACGAACUGCACAAAUUGCACAAAUUUUGCACUUGCUUUCACCACGAAUUGCACGCUAUUUUGCUUUCACUUCAAAUUGCACAAAUUUUACUACUUGCUUUCACCACAAUUCUCUCUCAAAUUCGCACAAAUUCACUUCUCUCACAACUUUUUGCACACUAUAUUUCCUCCUAAAAAAACAGAUAACCCCUACUUAUCUCUAUCUCUCAUUCUAACAGAAAGUCUGCCGGUUUGGACAAUAUAUUAGACAUACAUAAACAUUCCUAAAAAUCUGUUAACAGCUUGUGUAAAAAAAGGAAACCCGUGGCUGAGUAAAAUUUACAUAAAUAAAUCUUACUCAUCCCCCUUCUUACCAAAUUAUAGCCUUAAUUGCAUCGUGUCGUCCCCCACAAUUUCAGCCUCGUAUAAUUAAUUAACUAAUUAACUAAUUAAUUAAUUAAACUAAACUAAAUCAAUAAAAAAAAUCAUCAACGUAGCAGAGCAAUCAAUCAGCUUUAUGGUAUCGUAGCAAUAUUUGUAUCAUAGAAAUCUAGGCUAGUUAGCAAUACAUAAUUAAUUAAUUAAUUAAUUACAAUUAAUUUACUAAUUAAGUAAUUAAUUAUACUAAAAU
Folsomia candida is the source of this 3922-nucleotide messenger RNA. RefSeq names its product glutamate decarboxylase. The transcript is spliced from 11 exons. NCBI's taxonomy places the organism in Eukaryota, Metazoa, Arthropoda, Collembola, Entomobryomorpha, Isotomidae. Gene Ontology annotation, biological process: carboxylic acid metabolic process. The coding region runs from base 396 to 2006 and encodes 536 amino acids. Gene Ontology annotation, molecular function: carboxy-lyase activity; pyridoxal phosphate binding. The record is from RefSeq and is a predicted model, not a curated record. Gene Ontology annotation, cellular component: cytoplasm.